This is a messenger RNA of Suillus fuscotomentosus, 2030 nucleotides long. Its product is annotated as tRNA modification GTPase TrmE. NCBI's taxonomy places the organism in Eukaryota, Fungi, Basidiomycota, Agaricomycetes, Boletales, Suillaceae. The transcript is spliced from 9 exons. Gene Ontology annotation, cellular component: mitochondrion; cytoplasm. Gene Ontology annotation, biological process: tRNA wobble uridine modification; tRNA methylation. Gene Ontology annotation, molecular function: GTPase activity; GTP binding; protein binding. The record is from RefSeq and is a predicted model, not a curated record. Bases 159 to 1769 code for a protein of 536 amino acids.
GUCGGUUCGGUUAGAUCUUGUGCUCGGCGAUGAGAGGUAAGGGCAAGCUGUAUUAAUAUGUAGUCGUGAGAAAUUACGACAACUCUUUGUACGCCUUCUGUCAUCCUACCAGUAGUACUGGUCGCGACUAACGGCGAGCUGGAAUUCGAGGGCAGUGAAUGUUGCGACAAUGGCGAGCCAGUAUCAUUCAGAAAGCUGUGAAGGAUCUACGGAUACAACGGAGACAGGUUCAAUUUCGGGAAAAUAACUUCACCCUUGCAUCGGUCGUUCUACAUAGAAGUUUCCGCUGGAAUUGCAGAUUACACCGCCUCAACAGGUCAUCAUCACAGCUUGAUGCUACUGGGUAUGCCAGUCAUGCUCAUACAACACUCUGCGCCAAGUCUGAGGCUACGCUCUCUGAUGCGCAGCGUAGAACUAUAUACGCACUUUCCACUCCACCUGGGAAAGCAGGUAUAGCUGUCAUUCGGAUUUCUGGACCCGACGCCCUUGAGGUCUGGCAACGAGUGACGCGCAGAAAUAAGUCUGGAGCCGUACCGACACCAUGGAUGUUCCAGCGCAGACACGUCGUCGACCCAGAGACCGAAGAGAGACUCGAUGACAGCUUGACUGUCUUCUUCAAGAGUCCAAAAUCAUUUACCACAGAAGACACUCUUGAGCUUCACAUCCACUCUGGGCGCGCAGUACUCUCUGCAGUGUUACGUGCACUUGCUAAACUACCAUACUGUCGGCCCGCUGUGCCAGGCGAAUUUACGAGACGUGCCUUCGAGGGUGGCCGACUUGAUCUCACCCAAGUCGAGGGUCUGCGCGACUUGAUAGAUGCUGAAACAGAAGCUCAAAGAAGGGUUGCUGUCAGCGGAGCUGAGGGGGCCGCGAGAGCGCGAUAUGCUGCACUAAGGUCACAGAUACUGGAAUGUUUAGUUUUUGUUGAAGGUUUUAUCGAUUUUGGCGAGGACGUGGACGAACUUGGACAGGAAGCGAUGAUUAGAGAAGCUCAUAAUCGUGCAUUGAAUAUCAUCAACAGCAUUCGAUCUCACCUGCAUGACAACCGUCGUGGGGAGAUUCUGCGCUCUGGAAUAAAACUUGCGAUAUUUGGACCUCCGAAUGCUGGCAAGAGUAGCUUGUUUAAUUUCCUUGCUCAGCGUGAUGCGGCUAUUACAUCACCCAUUCCAGGAACUACGCGAGAUGUGCUCACGCUCACCUUGGACAUUGGAGGUUUUCCAGUCGUUCUGAGCGACACUGCUGGCCUGCGAGAAACAUUGGACACUGUAGAGCAGGUAGGGGUGGGUCGUGCAGGUAACGCCGUCAAGGAGGCUGAUCUGUCUCUUUGUGUUCUAUCUCUUCCUGAUGUUUUAUCCUCUCGAGACAAUGCCCUGGUUCGAAUCCCGGAUGAGGUCAAGAACCACUUGAAACCAGAUACCCUUUUCUUGUUGAAUAAAUCUGAUACUAUCGAGAGCCUUCCUCUCAACCAUCUUCGCACAUCAGAGGGUACCCAGUCGUUUCUAGAUGGUCUCGCACAGGUUUUACGAUCAAGAUACAGCGAUGGUUUCGAUUACACCAGCCCGCUCAUCACGCAUGCUCGCCAUAGAGAUAUGCUUGAGCGAGCUGUCAUGCACUUGGAAGAGUUCAUCGCCUUCUCUCCUUCGGAAGUAGACAUCGCCGCAGAAUCCCUACGUUAUGCAGCUCGUGCGAUUGGUUCUGUUUCUGGACUAGAUGUCGGUGUUGAGGAAGUCCUGGGCGGAAUAUUCAGUUCGUUUUGCGUUGGAAAAUGACUGCUGACCUUGUAUGAUUCUACUGUCAAUGCAUGAUGUUGUGCGACUCGUAGACCGUCCAUAUUGAUCAGUCUUAGCCAAGUAGUAAGCAUGAUAGGGCAGAAAUCCGUUGCUUGCUCAAUAGUCUUUUUCCUCUUACCAUGCCCUUGGUUACUCACGUGGGUGGACUUUAUUACACCUUGCAGAAUAUUUUGAUCCUGGGACAUCUGAGACAUCUGACCCAUGGCUGACUUAGCAUCAUGUGUAGUUCCUACAUACCUG